Messenger RNA from Penicillium pulvis, 1548 nucleotides. RefSeq lists its product as uncharacterized. The transcript has a single exon. Gene Ontology annotation, biological process: carbohydrate transport; transmembrane transport. The record is from RefSeq and is a predicted model, not a curated record. Gene Ontology annotation, cellular component: membrane. NCBI's taxonomy places the organism in Eukaryota, Fungi, Ascomycota, Eurotiomycetes, Eurotiales, Aspergillaceae. Gene Ontology annotation, molecular function: carbohydrate:proton symporter activity. Bases 1 to 1548 code for a protein of 515 amino acids.
AUGUUCCGCGUCGACAAAUCUGGCGUCCGCGGCGUCGAUGGUGUGACAUUGCGGCAUACAGACCAGCGAACGCGGUUCUGGUGGAAUUACCCCGGAUUACGCUCCCUCAACCUUUUAUUGCUGGGUUGUAUCGUUUGCGACAUGACCAAUGGCUACGAUGGCUCCAUGCUUAGCGGCCUACAGAUUAUCGACGCCUGGCAGGACGCGCUGGGCCAUCCUACAGGAACACGCCUGGGUACUAUCACCAACGGCACUCGCUAUGGGCAACUCGGGGCUCUCCUUAUUGCAGCACCGCUGAUGCAACGUCUUGGCCGCCGAGUGCCCAUUAUGAUCGGGUCGUGCAUCCUGUUGGUCGGAGUGGCGCUCCAGGCCUCCUCGGUUAAUUACGACAUGUUUGUUGUAUCGCGUGUGCUGAUUGGGUUUGGGAACACAAUCCAGAACAUGGCUUGCCCCAUUCUGGCCGCUGAGCUUGCGCAUCCCUCCCAGCGUACCCAGGUCAUCGGCAUUCAGAACACAACCGGUUCGCUUGGUCAGAUCAUGGCCGCCUGGAUCACCUACGGAACCUCGUUCAUGCUGUCCUCGUGGUCUUGGCGCUUGCCGUCAUUGCUGCAGGCUGUGUCCUCCAUUUUCCAGCUUGUGAUGAUGAUCUUCACCCCCGAGAGCCCGCGUUGGCUAGUGCACAAGGGCCGGCGCGAAGAGGCCUAUCGUAUUCUGACCAAGUACCACGCCGAGGGCGACGAGUCAUCGCAGCUAUUACAGUUCGAGAUGGCCGAGAUCGAAGCAGCUAUCGAGCUGGAGCGGGAGCAGGCGUUAGCCUCGUGGAUGGAGUGGGUGCGCACGUCUGCCAAUCGGUACCGUCUAUUUAUCAUCGUUACAUCUGGCUUCAUCAUUCAGUGGUGCGGCAAUGCGCUCAUCACAUACUAUAUCCAUCUGGUCUUUGAGUCAAUUGGCAUUACCAGCUCUAAGAAGCAGUUGCUUAUCAACGGUGGCAUGACCAUUAGCGGCUUCGUGUGGGGUAACACAUGGUCACAGCUUAUCGACAAGAUGGGCCGGCGGCCAAUGUUCCUCAUUGGCCUAACUGGCAUGUUCGUGGCCUUUUUGAUGAUCACCGUCUUCACUGGGGUCAACGCGGGCAUUGACUACAGCAAUGGAGGCCUGGGUAACGCUACCAUCUUUGCUAUCUUCUUAUUCGGCGCCUUCUACAAGAUGCCCGGCUGCAUGGUCCCUUCGUAUGUCGCUGAGGUGUCUCCAUUCAACCUUCGUGCCAAAGCGUUCGUCCUCAACGGCUUUGCCGAUGCAGCAGCAAAUAUUUUCAGUGGUUAUACCAACCCCGUAGGCCUCGCAGCCAUCGGGUGGAAAUAUUACAUCGUCUGGUGCUGUGUGCUAGUCAGCAACUUCACCAUUGUCUAUUUCUUUUAUCCGGAGACCAAGAACCUUAGUCUUGAAGAGGUCGGUCAGCUUUUCGACGGGCCGCCGAAGAACUCGGAGUCCAAAAUUACGCAUGAUGAGGACAAGGAGCAUGAGCCCCAUGUGACAAUGAUAGAGUAA